AUGUACAAGCAGUCUAUUCCACCGGAGGAGGGUGAGCUUGACAUUGAGAGGUAUAUGGACACUGUUGUGCGGAAGAACCUUGUUGCGCUGGACAAUAGCGCAACAUAUCAAGAUCAAAGAGCUGUCAUGACGGUCAAGAAGAGGGCGAGCGACCAGACGUCAGACUACUUGGCCGCGGUCGGUGAUAGGGCUGAUAUUUGCGAAAGAAUUGCUGAGACAUUCAACCGCGUGCAGGAGUUCCAGAUCAAGGUCGAACGACAUAUGACUUUGUACUCUGAAAGCCCUGAAAUGAGAUUUUGUGCAACCGAAACCUACAUCAGCUUCCUCGCUAUGAUUCAGUCAAUGAUCAGCACAUUAGUCGAUAUACCAACUCACAAGAAAAUCAAGGAUUCACUCCUCAAACACCGGAAACGUUCAUCAUCCUACGCAGGCUUGGAUGAGAACGAAGAAGAAUUCUAUCGUCAGAUCCAAUGUCUCGAUGAUGUCGCCGAACACCUGCACAAGGAAACAUUAGUCGGGGUGAAAGAAGGAAUGAGAAGUGUAGACUCAGGGCUUCAACGGACUCGCAGAAUGAUUGUUGGAAUGUUCCGCCAAAACGAAGAUAGCCUGAAGACAGUUGUCAGGGGCAUACAGGACUCUGAAGGGAAGAUCAUCAAUGCUGUUGACGCCCGAGGUGUUGUACUUUUUGACAGCCUGAAAGACUUCAUCACACAGCACGUUAAGGUAAUCAUAUAUCAGAGCUCGGAGGGCCAGCAAGCGCAAAAAAAGACGUCAACCACAGGGAGCUGGGUCCGCGGUCGUCUCCUUAAAGCCUUGGGGGCUGAUUUGAUGCCACCAGAGCAAGAAGAUAACAGUGCCAAGAAAAUGGUAGUGAUCCUUGAGAAGCCCUUUCACAGCAGGGUCCAUGCACUUCUGCGGUCUGAUCGCUUCAAAGACUUCCUGUCCUCUCGCGAGUCCGCCUUUUUGCCCAUAGUUUCCCCAUGGGAAGACUAUGCCACUGAGUCUUUCACACCCAUGAGCAUCAUUUCCAGGGCACUCACAGAGUGUGUGGCUCCUCUUACCGAUAAGCGCGUGAUCAGCUUCUACUGUGGCUUCCACACCUCUCGCGAUGACGGAUUUUUUGGGCCGAUCGGACUCAUGAAAAGUCUGACUAUUCAACUUCUCCGCUCAGACCUAUUCGGAAGUUUUGAUUUCAACUCGGUCAACGAACCCGCCUUCAGAGAACGCCUUGAAGCUGGAGAUGUUCAUCACCUCUGUGAGCUCUUCAAGGCACUGGUGAACAAAAUUCCAGAGCAGAGCAUUCUCUUCUGUGUCAUUGAUGGCUUGUCGCUGUUUCAGGCUAUCGAGCCUGAGCUUACUAGCUUCACCAUAUCCGCUUUGGAGAAUACGGUGCAAACUAUGGGAUGGCAUGCAGCGUUCAAGGUCUUGACUACGACAUGUGGUCUGGAACAAAUGUCGAGCUUUCAGCCGCUUUACCUGUCCGAGGAGGUGUAUGAAUCGGAUGACGGAGGUGAUCUGGAAGGGGUGGCUGAUCCAGAGUUUGAUUUGAUGGGAGAACAAGGGCAGUUGACCGCCUACAAAAACGCUACAGGAACCUUCAUUCUCCCUGAAGGAUACGAAUGA
Lasiodiplodia theobromae is the source of this 1623-nucleotide messenger RNA. RefSeq lists its product as uncharacterized. The transcript is spliced from 5 exons. The record is from RefSeq and is a predicted model, not a curated record. Bases 1 to 1623 code for a protein of 540 amino acids. NCBI's taxonomy places the organism in Eukaryota, Fungi, Ascomycota, Dothideomycetes, Botryosphaeriales, Botryosphaeriaceae.